Oryza brachyantha (malo sina) is the source of this 1594-nucleotide messenger RNA. RefSeq lists its product as uncharacterized. Gene Ontology annotation, cellular component: chloroplast. Gene Ontology annotation, biological process: chlorophyll metabolic process. Bases 1 to 1296 code for a protein of 431 amino acids. Gene Ontology annotation, molecular function: chlorophyllase activity. The record is from RefSeq and is a predicted model, not a curated record. The transcript is spliced from 7 exons. NCBI's taxonomy places the organism in Eukaryota, Viridiplantae, Streptophyta, Magnoliopsida, Poales, Poaceae.
AUGGCUGACGAGCUAAAACAAUACUGGGUAGAAGAGAGGCACAAAUCUCAACACGUACUCCUCUCCAUCAAUGGUGGAUAUGAGCGAAUCGCGCGGCACCACCAACGCGAGCCGCAGGGGUCGGUCAGGGUGGAUAUGGCCGCAGCGGCAGCGCUCGCCGCCCACCACCACCACCGCCGCCUCUCCUCCUCCUCCCCGGCGGCGAGGUCAGGAGCACUGCACCACCGCCUACCCUUCUCCUCGCCACCGCCUCCCCGACACGGCUGUUCCUGGGGCGCCCGUGCUCUCAGGUGCGCCGCCGCCGGCGAUGGAGGCGCCAGCAGCAGCAGAAGCACGGUGGCCCCGCCACCCGCGCCGCCGUCGUCGCUGGAGGAGCUGUACCGGAGCUGCACGAGCUGGACUUGGAGAGGGAUGCGCGUGAACUACCUGGUCCGCGGGGAUGGCCCGCCCCUGCUGCUCGUCCACGGCUUCGGCGCCUCCGUCGGCCACUGGCGCAGGAAUAUUGGCGUGUUGUCUGAAUCCUACACGGUGUACGCGAUCGAUUUGCUCGGUUUUGGCGCGUCAGAAAAGCCUCCUGGAUUCUGCUACACGAUGGAGACAUGGGCUGAACUGAUCCUGGACUUCUUGGACGAGGUUGUCAAGAGGCCCACGGUGCUCGUUGGCAACUCUGUCGGAAGCCUUGCAUGCGUCAUGGCUGCCGCAGAAUCCAGCAGAGACCUUGUCCGGGGCAUUGUCCUACUGAAUUGCUCGGGUGGCAUGAACAACAAGGCCAUCGUCGAUGAUUGGAGGAUCAAGCUGCUCCUGCCUGUCCUGUGGCUGAUCGACUUCUUGCUGAAGCGAAGGCGGAUCGCAUCAGCGCUGUUCGAGCGUGUAAAAGACAGGAACAAUCUGAAGGACAUCCUGCUCUCCGUCUACGGGAACAAAGAUGCCGUAGAUGACGAGCUAGUCGAGAUCAUCAGGGGGCCGGCGGACGGCGAGGGGGCGCUGGACGCGUUCGUGUCGACGGUGACGGGCCCGCCGGGGCCGAGCCCGAUCGCGCUGAUGCCGGCGGUGAGGGCGCCGGUGCUGGUGCUGUGGGGGGACCGGGACCCCUUCACGCCGAUCGACGGCCCGGUGGGGAGGUACUUCUCCGCCCUCCCAGGCGACCUCCCCAACGUGACGCUCCACAUGCUGGAGGGCGUCGGCCACUGCCCCCACGACGACCGCCCCGACCUCGUCCACGCCAAGCUUCUCCCGUGGCUCCACGGCCUCCCCUCCUCCGCCGCCGCGCCGCCGCCGCCGCCGGCGGCGGCUUAAUGCGGCAUCCGAUGAAAUAUAUUGCUGACGUGUACAGGGAAAUAUAUUAGGCCCAACUAAAUUUUAGAAAUGAAAGGAAUAAAUUCAUUUAAGAUUACUUAACUUGUCAACGAAUCUGAUUUUCAUCCUCCGAGAAAAAACUAGAUAUAAUAAGUCCCUCAAUUGUUAGAACCGGUACAAUAUAGGUACCAUGACGGUUUGGACAACGAUUUUAACUGAUGUGGAGUCUACGUAACUAAUUUGACUCGGUCUUCAUCGCUUAUAUAUCAUUUCAAUUCAAAACUAAUAAUAAAACUCA